ACAGGAGGAUAUACUGUACAUGGAUAUAUAUAUAUAUAUACAGUAUAUAUAAAGGGAAAUGAAUAAUGAGGAGAAGGAUCUGCGACGCUGACAGGGUGAAGAAAAGGGGGAGGUGGGAACGGUGGAGGCGGAGGGAAAAGAGCCACGACUUGCCUCUAAUGCUGACGAAAGCUGCUUAGCCCUCCCAGUUACCAUAGAGACCGUCAUGAGCAGCUGCCAGAGAAAGAGAGAGCGAGAGAAAAGAACACCAACAGGCGAAAGCAGGAGGCAGAACCACACAGAGAAAGAGAGAGAGCGAUAGAGAGAGAGAGAGAGAGAGAGAGAGAGAGUCGAAGUGACAGAGUAAAGGACAAUAAAAGGAGUUAGAGAGAAUAGUGAAACAGCCGUAAUGGAAAUACAGAUCACUUGCAGUGAACUGCCUCCGUGCGACCCCCAGCCAUCCGGAAAGAUCAACAAAGCUGCCUUCAAACUGUUCGGCAAGCGCAGGUCCGGCAGCGGUAUGCCGAGCAUCUUCUCCAUCAGGAACAAAGGGGAUGCAACUGACAAGGAGCUCGUUAGAAGCAAAACCCACGACGGUUUAACGACGACUGAUGAACUGUCUGAGUUGGAGGGCCAUGGGAAAGAAGAGUCAGCCAGCAGUGACCGUCUGAACAGUGCCGCCGCUGCUCCUGUGUGUACUGCCAUCACCAAGUCUUUCAGCUUCUUCUCCUUGCUGCGGCGCAAUAGCUCUCGUAUUAGUGACAGGGCAGCAACACUGGGGCAAAGAGGACGUGGGCUGAAGGGCUUGUUCAACAGCAUACGCUGGCGCCGUAAACCUCCAUCGCGUGACGAUUCGAUCGAAAUCCAGGACAUCGUCAAAGAAACGAAAGGAGUCGAUCUGAUCUUGUCCUGCAGUUCCAAAAAUGUGGACGUAGAAAGCAUGACACUUACGCUGGAGCCCCCGAUACAAAUAUUACAAGACAAUGCUGUGACCUGGAAGAAACCCGCUUUGCAGGACAGUAAUGAGGAACGUGCGAAGUGCUCAUCUGCUCCGGUGCAACCGGUUGCUGAGAAGUCUCCAGCUCCGUCUCUGCUCACUGUUCAAACACAGGAACCUGUCAGAGACAAACAUGGCAGCCCGGCCCGUCUCGCUUCCGUGACACCUCCACAGGAUCACAGCUUGGCUGACCCACCUUCUGAAGAUCGCCUGAGCUCCAUGUUCACGGACGUCACUUCGCUCAAGAGCUUCGAUUCGUUAACUGGUUGCGGAGACAUCAUCGCAGAACCAGAAGAGGACUCCGGGAACGGAGGCAGCGUCACCAGCAGUGGAACGGGAAGCAGCAACGGGGGGCUCCAAGUAAGCGCUGAGAGAUGUUCUCCGGCCAAACCUCCACUUCCUUCACAAGUGACUGGUCUAAUAGCAAUGUCCGCGUACACGCCAUCGCGUCAUCGAGUCUGUCCACCGACUAAAACUCCGCAAGGCAGCGGGAUAGUGGCCUACAUGGGUGGUGGAGAGGAAAUGGCCAGUCCAGAAGGUGUAAAUGAUGCGGAUAUGCAAGGACUUUGGCACAUGCUUCCUCAGAAAGGGGAGGAUUCCCCAGAUCUACCUCACCUCUCAACUCGGCAGGAUAAACGACCUCCUCAGGUAAAAAGUCUGGGGCUUAGUAAGAUUCCUGUGAGUGGAAGCAGCAGAGUAGGCAAACAACAACAGCAGCAGCUGACUCGCCCUUCUCCUCCACCCAUUGAUAAAGAUCUCCAGGACGUCCCACCCAGUGACGAAGGCUACUGGGACUCUCCGACACCCGGACCAGAAGAUGAGGACAGUGUCUUCCUGCAGCGUGAAGGCCUACUGAGGGAUAGCUGCUCAGGAGAUGCGCUCUAUGACCUCUACGACCUCGACAGUCCUGGCACUGUCGGCUCAGAUGACGAUGACACAAUUUCACCUACACCUUCGACGGGCGACCUGAACAUGACUCCGCCUUCUCAGAAACCGUCGUGUUCUUCCUUCCGUUCCAUAAAGGGCAGCACAAGUCUUCCACGAGAAUCCAAGAUUCCCAUCAGCGUCAGGCAAAAGCCGCCUUCUCACUCUUCCAGCCAAGGGGCGUUGUCCUCUCCGGUCAGCCCGACCUCGAACAACCCUUCCGACCCUUCCUCGAAGACUAACACACCAGCUCGCACUCGUAUUCCCGUCUCCAAAGUCCCGGUCCGGUCCUCAGGCAACAAAAACGCGAAGGUAGCACAAAACAGGAAGUAGAACUAAUCAUAAUGUAAGUUUUAAAAACCAAAAUGACUGUAUUUUGAUACAACUAACAGAUCCCACGGUCCACCGAGGACGUCGCACCUUCAAUUGUUUCUGCACUGACGUAUUGUAACGUGCCACAUAUUACACAUUAUAUAAUUAGUGUGUAUGUAGAAAGGAUACGUAAAACACAGAUCACGCAAUUUCACUACCUAAAAAAAGCGAUGAAUUUAAGAAUGUUUUGUAAGUAAAAUCUUUCAUCUCUACCCAUCCUUCUGGAGAUUCUUCUUUUCUUCUUUUUCCUGAAAUGAGAGUGAAGGGUCUUUGGCUCUACUUCACGAAAAGAUGUAAAACUUCAUGGAAACACAGCUGCAAACACCGUCUCUCUGGGAAUUACAAGAAAAUAUCCAUUUUGGACACCCGGAAACCAAACUCUCAAACAGUCGCCAUCAGGGAACGCAAUCUUUAUUUGAGAAUUUAAAAAAAACUUACUAAAAACACGUCUUUUUUUAUACACUGAGCUCUUCCUGACGUCUUUCGUACUCUUUUUCUAUAAGAAAAGCUUCACUGUGGACGCUAAUUAUUCUGGGAUUUUUAAAACACUUGCAAAAAAUGUAGGACGUUUUAAAACAACAAAGCAAAAACAUCAACAAACAAACAAACAAACAAACAAAAGGGUCCCGAGUACUACGCCGGAGAUCUGAAUGUAGCACGUCAUCAGGAAAUGUCCAUACGCUCUACAUGCUCAUGAAGGAGAGAGAAGAGAGAAGGACAAGCCUGAGGGGUCAAAGGUCGACCGUCUUGCCGUCCUCAGGGACACUGAAGACUCUCAUCCUUCUGGAUUUUUUCUUUCUUUCAAACAAACAUUAGCACAAUAACAUUCUCUUCAAUACUGAAUGUUUUUCUACUGAUAUUUUUAGGAUCACUACUGAGCCGCGUUUGUUUUAGUUAUAACAAACUUUCCUGCUGUUUUUUUUGUUGUUGUUGUUCCUUCUUUUUCUUAUUCUGUCUCACUAAUUUAUGAAUAAAAAACAUGCUGUGAGAACGUUGA
This is a messenger RNA of Ictalurus punctatus (channel catfish), 3269 nucleotides long. RefSeq names its product APC membrane recruitment protein 2 (gene amer2). Gene Ontology annotation, biological process: regulation of canonical Wnt signaling pathway. NCBI's taxonomy places the organism in Eukaryota, Metazoa, Chordata, Actinopteri, Siluriformes, Ictaluridae. Gene Ontology annotation, molecular function: beta-catenin binding; phosphatidylinositol-4,5-bisphosphate binding. Bases 389 to 2233 code for a protein of 614 amino acids. The record is from RefSeq and is a predicted model, not a curated record. Gene Ontology annotation, cellular component: plasma membrane. The transcript has a single exon.